Messenger RNA from Papaver somniferum (opium poppy), 1204 nucleotides. RefSeq names its product RING-H2 finger protein ATL70-like. The transcript has a single exon. Bases 440 to 1003 code for a protein of 187 amino acids. Lineage: Eukaryota; Viridiplantae; Streptophyta; Magnoliopsida; Ranunculales; Papaveraceae. The record is from RefSeq and is a predicted model, not a curated record.
UUUAGGGGUAUGGGUUGGAGGAGCUGUUCAGAGCCAGUUUGGUAGAGUGAAUCAAUCAAUCUGCUCUUGGGGCAGUCCCUAUCCAGUAUUAGGAAGAAGAAAAGAAAAGAAGAAAAAAAACUGAUUGCGGUUUUUUCCUUGCUUACCCACAAAUAUAUCCAUCAUCCUCUUGCAAUAUCAAAUAAAACCCACCAACUAAUCCGCUCUAGCAUGCAAUUUAUGCAUGUUACAGUUGACAUCUAAAACCAUUGACUUAAUUACUCUUCUCUCUUUCUCCUCCCCCGGCAACCCCUCCUCCUCUUUCUCUCAAUUAGUCUCUCUAUUCCCUGACACCCAAUUCCAGUGAUCUAGCAGUAUAAAUUUCUAAAUCAGUUGUACCAAAUUCAAUCUCCCUGUGUGCUUCUUCCCGCGGUCUACUGAAGUAGCUAGGAGCAGAUCAAUGAACAGCACAGAUCUAAACUCCGGAGGAGGAUUACUCACUGAAAAGAUUGGCGGUUUUGGUUAUGGUGUUGCAGUCUCCGUCGGCAUUCUCUUCCUCAUUACAACCAUUACUCUAGCUUCUUACUUCUGCACUCGUGGCAACAACAUUUCUUCUCAAGAUGGUCAUCAUCAAAAUCCCAACACCCAUUUUUAUCCUCAUCACACGAUACACAUCAUUGAUAAUACUAAUGCUCAGAACCAUGAAGUAGGUUUAGAUGAAACAACUCUAUCAACUUACCCAAAACUUUUAUACUCUCAAGCUAAAAAACAUCUUCAUAAUCAUCAUAAAGAUACAUCUACAAAUUCAUGUUGUUCAAUUUGUUUAGCGGAUUAUAAACCAAAUGAUAUGCUUAGAUUGUUACCAGAUUGUAAUCAUCUUUUUCAUCUAAAAUGUGUUGAUCCUUGGUUAAAGCUUCAUCCUACUUGUCCUGUUUGUCGUACUACUCCUGUUCCGUCCCCUAUGUCUUCUCCAAUGGCUACUCCUCUCGCUGAGGUUGCUCCUUUAUCAAUGCAUCGUGUAUGAUCAUCAAAAAAUGAAAUUUUUUGCCUGAAUCUGUCCUUGUAAGUUCAUACUUCAUAGUUGAUAAUUUAUUUAUUUUACAUUAAAUUAAAAUUAAUUAAUGCCGUGUACAUCAUGUAGUUAAUUUCUACCAUUUUAUAUGGGUCAACCAUCUUUUGUAAUUUAUACAUCAUGCAGUAAAAUUUAUGUAUCUAUUAAUUUUUA